GGUUUACACUCAGGUACAAAACACGCGUGUCGUGGCUUUUGUUAAACCCGUGGACCAGCUGUGGUUCUGAAGGGGUCUGAUGUUCUGAUGCGGGUCGGUAAAUGUCACCGGACCCAACCCAGACCUGAACCCGGUCCCGGAACCAGGCGGAUCUUAGGACCCGUGGAUUCAUUUGUGGUCGAAUAAUAAAAGUUCGGAUUAUCUGGACUGGACACGGACGGACAGACCCAGUCCAGACCCAGUCCAGACCCGUGGACCCCAACGAACCCCACUGCGUCCCGCCCCACCGGACCAGACCGAGCCGAGCCCCGGGGGGACCGGGGCUGCGCCGACGCCGUUUACCGGAAGACAGGGUGUGAGACAUGGGACUGAGCUCCGGUCGGUGGACGAACCCGCCUCACAUGUAGCGGAGGAGCCGCCAGAGCGCGUGCCCGUGCGUCGAACCGGACCAACCAACCACCGGGUCCGACCGGGACAACCCGUUUGGAUCCGCCUCACCGGAACGCACCGCAUCACUCAUCUGGAGUCCCAGACGCCGCCCCAGAUCACGUUGAUGCCCGUGGGUUCUUCUCAUUACUCUUCCCUCCGCCACCGCCUCCUCCCAUCUCUCCGCCCACCAUGGCGAUGAGCAGUGAUUCCGGCUGUGAGAGGCGGGACCUGGGCUCCGACGACCAGACCGCCAGUCUCACGCAAACCAUGUCGGCUAUGACGACCAAAGACUCCACAACCAACGGUGUGAGGAAUGGCGGCGCCCAGUCUGAUGGCGCCCCACCCACCAGGAGGACCCAGGCCCCACGGCCCAACCUGAGCGGGAGGAAACUGUCUCUGCAGGAGAGGGGAACCUACAUGUCGUCAGGACCUGGAGGCGGGUACACGCAUGUCUCUCCUCGGGUGGCUCGCCGUCCCACGGUGGAGUCCAAACGCGUUUCCAUAUCGGACUCACAGGACUGCAUCCAGUUGAACCAGUACAAACUGAAGAGUGAGAUCGGAAAGGGUUCUUAUGGUGUGGUCAAACUCGCCUACAACGAGGACGAUGAGAAACAUUAUGCCAUGAAAGUGGUGUCAAAGAAGAAGUUAAUGAAGCAGUGUGGAUUUCCACGUCGUCCCCCCCCUCGAGGACCUAAAGCAGCCCAAGGGGAGCAACCCAAGAUCCUGGGGCCUCUGGAGAGGGUUUACCAGGAGAUCGCCAUCCUCAAAAAACUGGACCACGUCAACAUUGUCAAACUGGUGGAGGUCCUGGAUGAUCCUGCUGAGGACAACCUCCACAUGGUGUUUGAGCUGAUGUGUAAAGGUCCGGUGAUGGAGGUUCCCACAGAUAAUCCUUUUUCAGAAGAACAGGCCAGGUUGUACUUCAGAGACAUCAUCCUGGGAAUGGAGUACCUUCACUACCAGAAGAUCGUCCACCGUGACAUCAAACCCUCCAACCUGUUACUGGGCGACGACGGACACGUGAAGAUCGCAGAUUUUGGUGUCAGUAACCAGUUUGAGGGUAAUGACGCGCUGUUGUCGAGCACGGCUGGAACCCCCGCCUUCAUGGCCCCAGAGACGCUGUCGGACAAACGCAAGAGCUUCAGUGGAAAAGCACUGGACGUCUGGGCAAUGGGCGUCACCCUCUACUGCUUCGUCUUUGGGAAGUGUCCGUUUAUUGACGAGUACAUCUUGGCGUUGCACAAUAAGAUAAGGACCAAACCCGUGGAUUUCCCAGAAUCGCCUCAGAUCUGCGAGGAGCUCCGGACGCUGAUCUUACGGAUGCUGGAUAAGAACCCAGACACGAGGAUCACUAUCCCCGAGAUCAAGGUGGACCAAUGGGUGACCCAGGGAGGCAGAGACCCGCUGCCUCUGGAGGAGGAGCACUGCUCGGUCGUCGAGGUGACAGAGGAGGAGAUCCAGAACUCGGUGAAGUUCGUCCCCAGUCUGUCUGCAGUGAUCCUGGUGAAGGCCAUGCUGAGGAAGCGUUCCUUCAGUAACCCCUUCGAGUGUCCCAGUCGGAGGGAGGAGCGUUCCAUGUCGGCUCCUGGAAGCCUCCUCAUGGACUCGUGGCCCUUCCGGCCUUCUUUAAAACUCCACCCCUCUCUCAGAAAGUCCAGCACCGGCGACGGGCCCCGGGAGGCGGAGCUGGAGGACCUUCAUGAAGACGAACCGUCCUCCUGAGCCUUAAGAUGCUCCGUCCACUCGGCGUCUCUGUCUUAAAUCCAUCUCGGUGUCAUUUCUGUCACAUCUGCAGAAGCUCCACCAGGUCCAGUCCCACCACCAGGUCCAGUCCCACCACCACGUUGACGCUCAGGCUUCACACUCUGGUUCUCUGCUCAUUCCUCAGACAUUUACCAGUCGAUCUUCUGCAUCCACUGAGCCCAUAUCACCUGUGAAGAUGAGUUUAUCUCCUGAUACGUGCAUGGUAAAUAUUUACACCUGAUCAUCAGACAAACUGACCCUGGUUCAGAAGAUCCAAA
Messenger RNA from Sphaeramia orbicularis (orbiculate cardinalfish), 2450 nucleotides. It is a transcript of the gene camkk1a, whose product is annotated as calcium/calmodulin-dependent protein kinase kinase 1, alpha a. The transcript is spliced from 17 exons. Gene Ontology annotation, biological process: CAMKK-AMPK signaling cascade; protein phosphorylation. NCBI's taxonomy places the organism in Eukaryota, Metazoa, Chordata, Actinopteri, Kurtiformes, Apogonidae. The record is from RefSeq and is a predicted model, not a curated record. Gene Ontology annotation, molecular function: protein serine/threonine kinase activity; ATP binding. Bases 619 to 2151 code for a protein of 510 amino acids.